Molecule: messenger RNA, 2755 nt
Organism: Leptopilina boulardi
Lineage: Eukaryota; Metazoa; Arthropoda; Insecta; Hymenoptera; Figitidae
Exons: 3
Coding region: 230-820 (196 amino acids)
Source: RefSeq, a predicted model, not a curated record
GUAUGUUAGUUCAUGUUUGAAACAUAAUCGUUUGGCAUACGUCCAUAGUUAGCUGAUGAAUAAAAUCUAUUUAUUAUAAUCAUUGUCCGUAUUAGCCGUUGAGAUUAUUUCACUAAGUAUAUUGCAAUUAGUCAGAAUUGUUUUGUGCUUAUUUUUAGCGAGACAUAUAAUCUGUUUAUUAAAUUACGGCUAUAUUCCUAUUCACUUUUUGUUAUUGAAUAUCAUUGGAAUGUCGAAUUUUAGUGUAAAAAAUAAUAUCCGACCUGACGGCACUUUCAGACGGAAUUUCGGAUCCGCAUUGUGGCAUUUUGAUUGUUUCUUUUAUCCGCCUUGGAGUUUUAGAGUCAUUUCGAAUAAUACGACCUAUGUUCCAAAUGACGAAAGAAAAGCUGCGGAGAUAAUAAGGGCAAAGGACAUGACCUUAAUUCCUUAUUUUGAUAAUCUUUUUUGGGCCGGAUUUAGAGACUAUUACCACGAAAGUUUUAUUUAUUACAAAUCAGGAUCGGAUAAAGUUUGCCGAGAUUGCGCAAUUUUUUCGACAAGUAUGAUUCGGCAGGUACGGCGUUGGCAAGAGAGGGAAGGCCAAACUGCUGAUUAUGUUCCUCCUUAUAGUCGUUAUAUUUACCACCAAAUGCGCACACCAGAAAUGAUUAACGCACCAUUAUUAAAACAUUUCUAUUGCGAUAAUUGUCGAAAAGCAAUACCAAAAGCUGUUGUAAACUCCGAAUUAUGUGUUCAUUGCCGAGUAAAAUACGCCGAGAAUUGGCAGCACUUUCAGCGAAGACCUUAUGAUGUUAUGGAUUUCUUAUCCUCAGUUUAAAAAAAAAAACUCUUUAAUUUAUUAAAGAUUAUUUUUUAUUUACCUUUUUUUUCUUAUAUAUGAUUAAUAUUUUUAUUUUUUUUUACAUGAGAUUUCGUACUUCGAACAAAAGUUAUCGAAUGUGAAUUUUCGUACAAUUUAGUGUUUAUUUAUAUACGAAUUUUUAACAGUUUGUUAAAAUUCCAGUUGGAAUUUGUGAAUUUAAUAUAUAUUAACCAUUUUAUAAUAGUGUUUACUAAACUCUGUUCAUAAUUAAACUAAAAGAGUUGUAAUUGAUAUUGUUUUUCUGCUCGUUCAGUUACAAAUGCGAUAUAUACGUCUUAUUUUGAAUCGGUCACAUGACAUUCGCGUGAUUCAGAUGAUCUCAAUUAAUAUAAUCAAUAUAAUUUUUUUUUUGGUAAUUGGCGAUAUAUAUAUAUAUUCUCAUUUUAAAUCGCUCAUCUUGUGAUAUAGGUUAAUAAUUAGAAUGCCUAUUUAAAAAAAAAAAGAAAACAACCAUUUGAUAAUUGUAUUUAAUCAUAAUAUAUUUUUAAAUAAAAAAAAAAAAAAAAAUUUCAGUUGAUUACAUACAAACCCUAAUAGAAAAAAAAGGGGGCACUAUAUAUAUGUGAAUAAUCAGUUUUUUUUUGUGUUUUGAGUAAUAAAAAUUUUGAUUGGAAAUCAAAAUUUUUGAAUAAGGGGGGGAAUGUAACGCUGUGCUGUUACCAACCAUCAGGGUUGGGUAACUUGACGUAUUUUAUCUUAAUAAAUAAUUAUAAUAAUAUUUCAUUUUAUUUAUUUAAACACUAAGACAUAGUUAUUAGUUCCCAAUUGAGAGAAAAAGAGAGAGAGAGAGAAAAGGGAAGGAAAAGCGAAUUGACUAGAUAAGAAUAAAAGUAUAUAUGUAUAGUAUAUGUAUAAGAAUAUGUUUAUGGAUAUGUUUGUGUAUAUGUAUAUAUGUGAGUUAGUAUGAAAUUCGAUAAAAUGAGUAUGUGUAUAUGUGUGUAUCUGUAUAUAUAUAUUAAGAGACAUGAGAAAGAGAGAGAGAUAAAAAUAAUGAUAAGGAAAUGAUAAGAUUUAAGAGGUACUUUGGAAGGGUUUUCUGCAGUUUCCCCUAUCCUCUGAAAGGUUGUUCAGGCGAAUGCGAGUACCUAUUUACAAAUCGGCUGCAGACGUUAAAAGGACAUAAGAAAUAAUGUAAUUAAGGUCCUUUUACAAUGAAUCUGAGUUCUUCCUUUUAAACAUUUUUAAUUUGUAAAUAAUUAAUUAUUAUUUGAUCAAACUUUGAUAGAAGGGUUAAAAUUUGUCAAAAUGAAAUUCUUUCUUUUUACGAUCAAUAAAUACAAGGUCAAAAACUACUGUUAGAUUUAAGGAAUUACUUUGGCUAGAUGAGUCAUCUCAAGAACACCUGCAUAUUCCAAGGUCAGAGGUAGAAGGUUAUGUAUGACUCAUGCCGUAAAUGACCGUUUGUAAAUGUCAAGGACACUCUUUAAAAUACGCAAACAAGACCGUGACUCAUAAUGCGUAUUUUAGUACAAAAACUGCGUUUUAUGGACACCUGCAAGCACACCUGCAUCUAAGAUCAAAAUAGAGGAGAAAAAUAGGACAGAUCAAAACCAAGAACUUGACUCUCAUUGGUGGCAUUAUUUCGAGUGAAUCAUUUUUCUGAAACAGGAUUGGCUGGGAUCAUAGACCCAAGAUCGGGAAAAGAGUAGGAAUACUCCUAUAAAAGAAUGAGGACCGAGAGCAGAAUUCAGAGAGAAGAGAGUGAGAGAGAGUAGAAGACGAAGUAGAAGAAGAUUCUUGAUAAUUCACGGUUUUCGUAGCAAAUAAUAUUCUAAAGUUAAUAUUGCGUAGUGAAAUGUCUUGAGAGAAUCUUAGAAAGAUUUAAUUUAAUAGAACUCAGAUUCAGUUAAUUACUGAAUAAAACAAUUAGUGAUUUUAUAUGAAAUUUAA